Peromyscus leucopus (white-footed mouse) is the source of this 2527-nucleotide messenger RNA. RefSeq names its product cactin, spliceosome C complex subunit (gene Cactin). NCBI's taxonomy places the organism in Eukaryota, Metazoa, Chordata, Mammalia, Rodentia, Cricetidae. The record is from RefSeq and is a predicted model, not a curated record. The transcript is spliced from 10 exons. The coding region runs from base 211 to 2436 and encodes 741 amino acids. Gene Ontology annotation, molecular function: protein binding. Gene Ontology annotation, biological process: negative regulation of innate immune response; mRNA cis splicing, via spliceosome. Gene Ontology annotation, cellular component: spliceosomal complex; cytoplasm.
CAACCCCCCUCAAAAAAAAAAAAAGAAAAAGAAAAAAAGAGGAGUGUGUGUUUCUCCAUAGCUAAGUCCUCCUGUUCAAUUCCUUUUCGCAAAUGGCUGUAGUUUGUUGGCCUCGAGCUGACAAAAGACUGACCGGGACACCAUCCGUACUGGGGUUGCUCCAACAGCCACAUCCAACUCUUUUUGUGUGGGUGCUUGGGAUUCGAACUCAUGUCCUCAAAAUGUUACCUGGUGGUGCUUUUUCCUCUUUCAUGGUUCCCGGGAUGUCAGAGAAGCCACCCGCUGGGCCUCAUUCCUUCGACCUGUCAUCUCAGCGGGACUCGAUGGUCGGACUCGGAGGGAGACCAGCGGCGGCGGCGGCAGAGGUCUGGGAGGCGAAGCCGGAGCCCUCGGCCACCCCGCUGGCCCUCCCAGGACCAGUCCUCACGGUCUGACUCGGGCGAGGAGCGGCCAUGGGGCUCCUGGGCCAGGCACGGUCGCCGGCGCUCCUGGUCGCCGGCGUCGUCGGCAUCGAGCUCGGAGUCCCCGCGACGCUCCCGGAGCCCGGGGGCGGCUGCCCUGGCCCUGAGCCAGCAGCAGAGCCUGCAGGAGCGGCUGCGGCUGCGGGAGGAGCGGAGGCGGCGGGAGGAGCUGCUGAAGGCCUUCGAGACGCCCGAGGAGAAGCGGGCCCGGCGGCUGGCCAAGAAGGAGGCCAAGGAGCGCAAGAAGCGCGAGAAGAUGGGCUGGGGGGAGGAGUACAUGGGCUACACCAACACGGACAACCCCUUCGGGGACAACAACCUGCUGGGCACCUUCAUCUGGAACAAGGCGCUGGAGAAGAAGGGCAUCAGCCACCUGGAGGAGAAGGAGCUGAAGGAGCGCAACAAGAGGAUCCAGGAGGACAACCGGCUGGAGCUGCAGAAGGUGAAGCAGCUGCGGCUGGAGCGCGAGCGCGAGAAGGCCAUGCGGGAGCAGGAGCUGGAGCUGCUGCAGCGGGAGAAGGAGGCCGAGCACUUCAAGACCUGGGAGGAGCAGGAGGACAGCUUCCACCUGCGGCAGGCCAAGCUGCGUUCCAAGAUCCGCAUCCGAGACGGGCGGGCCAAGCCCAUCGACCUGCUGGCCAAGUACAUCAGCGCCGAGGACGACGACCUGGCCGUGGAGAUGCACGAGCCCUACACCUUCCUCAACGGCCUCACCGUGGCCGACAUGGAGGACCUGCUGGAGGACAUCCAGGUGUACAUGGAGCUGGAGCAGGGUAAGAAUGUGGACUUCUGGCGGGACAUGACGACCAUCACGGAGGACGAGAUCGCCAAGCUCCGCAAGCUGGAGGCCUCGGGCAAGGGCCCAGGUGAGCGCCGUGAGGGGGUCAACGCCUCGGUGAGCUCCGAUGUGCAGUCGGUGUUCAAGGGCAAGACAUACAACCAGCUGCAGGUCAUCUUCCAGGGCAUCGAGGGCAAAAUCCGCGCCGGGGGCCCCAACCUCGACAUGGGCUACUGGGAGAGCCUGCUGCAGCAGCUGCGCGCGCACAUGGCCCGGGCCAGGCUCCGUGAACGGCACCAGGAUGUCCUGCGGCAGAAGCUGUUCAAACUGAAGCAGGAGCAGGGGGUGGAGAGCGAGCCGCUGUUCCCCAUCCUCAAGGCCGAGCCCACGGCCACCCACAGCCCCGAGCCCGAGGAGCCGGACCCCAGCCCCGGGCCCUCCGGGGAGCCCGCCGAAGCCGAGGGGGCGCCGGCCCCCGGAGAGGCAGGGGAGGCGGCGGCGGGGGCCGAGGCAGCGGAGGCGGCGGAGGGCGAGGCGGUGCUGAUGGAGGAGGACCUGAUCCAGCAGAGCCUGGCCGACUACGACGCCGGCCGCUACAGCCCGCGCCUGCUCUCGGCCCACGAGCUGCCGCUGGACGCGCACGUGCUCGACCCGCACGAGGACCUGCAGCGCCUGCAGCUCUCCCGCCAGCAGCUGCAGGCCACAGGCGACGCCAGCGAGAGCGCCGAGGACAUCUUCUUCCGGCGCGCGCGCGAGGGCAUGGGCCAGGACGAGGCGCAGUUCAGCGUGGAGAUGCCGCUGGGCGGCCGCGCCUACCUGUGGGCCGACAAGUACCGGCCGCGCAAGCCGCGCUUCUUCAACCGCGUGCACACCGGCUUCGAGUGGAACAAGUACAACCAGACGCACUACGACUUCGACAACCCGCCGCCCAAGAUCGUGCAGGGCUACAAGUUCAACAUCUUCUACCCCGACCUCAUCCGCAAGCGCGCCACGCCCGAGUACUUCCUGGAGGCCUGCGCCGACAACCGCGACUUCGCCAUCCUGCGCUUCCACGCCGGGCCGCCCUACGAGGACAUCGCCUUCAAGAUCGUCAGCCGCGAGUGGGAGUACUCGCACCGCCACGGCUUCCGCUGCCAGUUCGCCAACGGCAUCUUCCAGCUGUGGUUCCACUUCAAGCGCUACCGCUACCGCCGGUGACGGCCGUGCCACGGGGCCGGCCUGGGCGGUGCCGGGGGGCAGGGGGGCCGGGGCCAGGCUCGCCCGCAGCACCGUCCGGGUGCCCGCCCGU